Messenger RNA from Neodiprion virginianus, 6015 nucleotides. RefSeq lists its product as uncharacterized. Gene Ontology annotation, biological process: synaptic transmission, glutamatergic; monoatomic ion transport; modulation of chemical synaptic transmission. NCBI's taxonomy places the organism in Eukaryota, Metazoa, Arthropoda, Insecta, Hymenoptera, Diprionidae. Gene Ontology annotation, cellular component: plasma membrane; postsynaptic membrane. The transcript is spliced from 19 exons. Bases 33 to 5699 code for a protein of 1888 amino acids. Gene Ontology annotation, molecular function: glutamate-gated receptor activity; transmitter-gated monoatomic ion channel activity involved in regulation of postsynaptic membrane potential. The record is from RefSeq and is a predicted model, not a curated record.
UUGCCUCGAUUGCUCGAGCCUCGUUGACUCGAAUGAAUGGCUUUCAGGCCAUCGACGGAAACGCCCGAACUCUGACGGAAAAUCACGAGACUGCUCUCCGGCUACACCGACCGCCCGAACACCGCCGACCGACCGAUUCGAUUUUACCGCAUCUUUAUUCGUCACACCUUCCUGCCCAACACCCGGCCGGCCACCUAUCCGAUCAUCCGGAUAUCAUUUGCCCACUGACGUCAACUUCCGGAUCCGCACGGAGAUGUCGCGAGUUUCACGGAACGGAGAAUGUUAGAGAUGUAUGCGCAGGGGAUGAAGAAGACGAAUCAUGCGUGAUCGCGAUGGAGGAAGCAGACUCGUCCAUCAACGGUUUCGUUAACGACGCCGUCUCGUCCGCUGAGCGAGACUUUGGCAAGGGUAUUAUUAAGGUCGACGUUUCAACCGUCGAGGUCGACAGGGUGUACGAAGAUGAGAGCUACGACACAGCCUGCGCCGUCCUUUACCGAGGCGUCAGUUUGAUCCUGGACAUGACUUGGACCGGUUGGAACAGGAUUCGCGAAAUAGCCGCGGAUUCGGCGGUAGCUUACGUGCGAGGAGACGCUGUCCUGACGCCCUUCGUCCAGGCGAUGGACGACCUCCUGGUGGCGAAAAACGCGACCGACGCUGCGUUGAUAUUCGAAACUGAAAAAGAACUAAACCAGACCCUUUACUACCUCAUCGGGUACUCCAUCAUUCGAGUCGUAGUUUUGGACGAGCUUAACGAAGCCUCGACGAUGAAGGUCAGAGCCAUGCGACCCUCUCCUACCUACUACGUCAUCUACGCGACGUCCGCGAACAUGGAGACGUUGUUCAAGGCGGCAAUCGAUGGCGGAUUGGUGAGAAGAGACGGUACUUGGAACCUUGUAUUCACCGACUACAAUUACCAAGAUUUCCGAUACAUCGCCGGCGAUUUGGAAUUGAACGUUUCCAUCAAUAUCCUGACAAUGAAGAACGAGGUCUGCUGUAGAUUGAUCGGAGAGUCACCAUGCACCUGCCCGAAUGACUUUCAGGCAAGUGGGAAAUCACUGACCGAGACCGAAACCUACCUCUCCGCGAGUAUCGGAGUGCCUGCCUGUAAUAUAUACCCAUCCCACCGAUCCCUCAUCUUCUUUGUCGAAACAGUUCACUGUACCUACGCAAAAGAAAGAAAGAAAGAAAGAAAGAAAAAAAGAAAGAAAGAAAGAAAAAAGAAAAAAGAAAUAUGGCGGGAGAACAAACGCACUGCACUUUUAUCCACAUUUCCGCGGUACUUUAAACGCUUGAUCGGUUUGUUGAUCAGCGUGAUGAGCGAGGUUCAAAAAUCGGGGGUCACAGUUGAGCCGAAGGUAAUUAAUUGCAAGAAUAAGGAAGACGUCUUGACGGAUAACACGACCGUCGAAGCCUUCAAGAAGAAUUUAUUAACGAAACUGAGCACCAAUCACACCUUCGAAUACCUGCCCGAUCGGAAUUUGAUAACUUAUCGGGCGGAGAUCGAGCUGAAAACACUGACUCAGGGUCGCCUGCAGAAGGUCGGCGAAUGGAACAGGCAGCACAAAAUAACGACUGAUAAGGGAAUGGAAAUCACACCUGCGAGGAGAUUUUUUCGCAUCGGUACUGCGCAGAUGAUACCUUGGUCUUAUGUGAAAAAGAACGUGGAAACCCAGCAGCCGGUCUUGGACGAUGAAGGCAAGGAGGUGUGGGAAGGAUACUGCAUCGAUUUGAUGAAGAAACUCGCGGAGACGAUGGACUUUGAUUACGAAUUGGUGAUACCGUCAAGCGGAGGUUUCGGGGAGAGAUUACCGAACGGCAAAUGGACAGGGAUAGUCGGAGAUUUGCUUCGCGGGGAAAUCGACAUCGCUGUAGCGCCGCUCACGAUGACGUCGGAAAGGGAGGAAGUAAUAGAUUUCGUAGCGCCUUAUUACGAACAGUCGGGAAUCCUAAUCGCUAUUCGGAAACCAGUGAGGAAGACCUCGUUGUUCAAAUUCAUGACCGUAUUAAGACUCGAGGUUUGGCUCAGCAUCGUCGGGGCUUUGACUGUGACCGGGAUAAUGAUUUGGCUGCUGGACAAGUACUCGCCUUACAGCGCGCGCAAUAAUAAAAAUCUCUACCCUUAUCCGUGCAGGGAAUUCACCCUGAAGGAGAGCUUCUGGUUCGCCUUAACGUCAUUCACACCUCAAGGCGGAGGCGAAGCUCCGAAAGCUCUUUCUGGUAGAACUUUGGUCGCCGCUUAUUGGCUAUUCGUCGUUCUCAUGCUCGCUACAUUCACAGCGAAUUUGGCCGCCUUUUUGACCGUCGAAAGAAUGCAGUCCCCGGUGCAGUCGUUGGAGCAGCUGGCUCGACAGUCCCGCAUAAAUUACACUGUGCUUGCAAAUUCGCACGUUCAUCAGUACUUCAUAAACAUGAAAAACGCCGAGGACAAAUUGUACACAGUAUGGAAGGAGAUAACGCUAAACAGUACCAGCGAACAGGUGGAAUACAGAGUAUGGGAUUACCCGAUAAAGGAACAAUACGGCCAUAUAUUACAGGCCAUCACACAGGCUGGCCCAGUCGAAAGCGCUCGUGCCGGAUUUCAGAAGGUGAUCGACAGUGAAAAUGCGGAAUUUGCUUUCAUCCACGAUUCGGGUGAGAUUAAAUACGAGGUUACGAAAAACUGCAACUUGACCGAAGUUGGGGAAGUUUUUGCCGAGCAGCCAUACGCGAUAGCUGUUCAGCAGGGAAGUCAUCUUCAGGAAGAGAUUAGCAAAAGAAUACUAGACCUACAAAAAGACAGAUACUUCGAGACGUUGUCAUCGAAAUAUUGGAAUCAGUCUCUCCGAGAAUCCUGUCCGAAUUCCGACGACAGCGAGGGAAUAACGUUAGAGAGUUUGGGCGGAGUGUUCAUAGCUACUCUAUUCGGCUUGGCCUUGGCGAUGAUCACUCUAGCCGGUGAGGUGAUUUUCUACCGUAAGCGAAAAGUUUCGCGAAAAGAGCAGCCGCCGGCGGUGAUUAAGUCACGAAAAAUACCGACCCUCCAGAUGAAACCGGCGCCUGUUGUUUCCCUCGUCGACAGGCCGAUGAAAAACAUUCAGCCCCGGGUUUCCCACAUUUCCGUUUACCCCAGACAUUUUGCGUUCAAGGAAUAUGGAUCAGCAAACAAGUUUACUAUAGAGGUAAAGAUAAUCACUCGUGUGUCUCAGACGACGAACCAUUCCCCAUCGGUCAAGAUGGGACUUCUACGCAAGCAGAUGUUGGUGUUCCUCGCGGGUUUAAUGUCACUGGCCAACGCUAAUUACCAUUACGAGCGUUACAACGUGUUCAAUUUCGACGGAGCUGAAGAGCCGAACCGGAAGCCAUGGUUCUUCGAGGAUUACUCGAGUCCCUACAAGCGGCAGGAGGGUGGUGGUGGGUUCCACGAACCGACGAAGAAAGCCUCGAAGGAAGCGUACGAAGACCCGGUGGAAGCUUACUUCACCGCGAGCACCAACGAAGCGCCGGACAAGAAAAACUUGGACUUCAAGAAGGCCGUUUCCGCCUUCUACACAUUGACGGACGCCGACCCUGAGAUAUACAAGUCGAUAAUCAUGAAGUCCGGAGCGCCUUACUGCCAGGAAACGAAGAACAAGGUGCCGAACAACAAGGUGACGAAGAAGCGGUACCGCAGAGACGCGAUGACUUGCUACAAGUGCAAGGACCCGAAGAACGGAGCGACUUACGAACAGUGCUCGUACACAUCCGAGCCCCAGGCCAGCUUCACCGUGAAUCGUUACCAGUCGCCUCCCAGUCAGCUGAGGUACCGGCGAUCCAACGCCCGGAAGGAGAAGACUGAGGUUGUUGGGGGGAAGAAGUCCGGGGAGAAGGUUCCGGAGUACCGUUUCGCCGAGGAGUACUUUGUCCCCGCGUCAUCCGAGGAGGUUCCCACCGAGUACAAGAAGAAGAGCGAGCACUGCAGCAAGGUCGUCAAGGACUCGAUGGUGUGCAUGGUCUGCAAGGACCCCGAGACUAACGGCAAGUACGAACAAUGCUCGUACACCAACCAGCCCGACGACAAGGCCUACGCCUACAGCAAGUCCAGCUCGUUCGGUCGGCCCCACGACGAGGAGAAGCAAGCCGACGAGUCCAGGGUACCAAGCAAGUCUACGAAGAGGACUCACCAACCGAAGGUCGAGUCCUCCUACGACGGCUCGCAUCCGGAAAUGGACAAGUACAUCGAGGAGCAGUCAGCGGCGAUCAGAGAACGUGUACCGAAACGCAGGAGCGACGCCCUCGUAUCCGAGGAAAGCGAGAAGCUCGAGUCCGGCUCCGAGGACAUGACCGACGGUAGCUGCAAGAAGAUCGUCAAGGGCUCGAUGGUCUGCACCGUAUGCAAGGACCCGAAGACCAGCGGCAGCUACGAGCAGUGCGCCUACGCCAACCACCCCAGUGACAAGGUCUACCAGUUCAGCAGGCAGAAGUCCUUCGGGUACCCUGGAGGCCAGGAGCAGAAAUCCUCACCGCAGAAGGCCUCGAACACCGAGACGCCAGCUUCCUACUCCAGCGAUACCGCUGGUUAUUCGGGCGGCGAUUAUACGGGGUACCAAGGACCCAGUGCAGACUACUACCAGCCCAGUGCCCAGCAGAAAUCGGAGCACCGAGAGUACCAGGGUGGCGAAGAGCCCGAGAAGUAUUACGAGAAGAAGCAGAGCUACGAUUACGUCCCUGAGUACAAGGUAGCGGGAGACGGACCGUCGGUCGAGCAUGUCAAGUCCGAGUCCGAGAAAAUAGCGGAGGAGAUAAAGGGGUCCGAUGGUUGUAGGAAGGUCGAGAAAGACUCGAUGACGUGCACGGUGUGCAACGACCCGAAAACCGGCGGCGACUUCGAACAGUGCUCGUACACUUACCAGCCGAAUGACAAAGUCUUCUCGUUCAGCAGCGCCAAGUCCUUCGGAUCGCCGGAUCCGGCGGAGAAGAAGAGCCAGGACUACGGAUCCUCCGGGUCCUCGUCGUACGGCGAUGACCGCGGGAGCUACGGCGAUGCUUCGGACAACAAGCCGCACGUGACAAGCGGCGAGACGCAGAGCAAGGAAGUCGCCGAAUCAAGCGGCGAGGCUGGUGUUCAGAACCCCGUCAACGUCGACGUUCAAUUCUUUAGCACAAAGGAGAAGAAGAAGGAGAUAGCCAAGGUGCUCAGCGACUUCCAACAGGAGGACAGGUCCAAGUGCAAGAAGGUGAUUCGUGACAAACUCACCUGCUACCAGUGCGUCGAUGACGACGGUAUGCAGAAGGAGGAGUGCAUCUUCGUCGCUGAACAGGAACCCGCCAAGGACCGGGUCGCCUAUCACGAAGUCAAGGAGUACCAGCUCGACCCCGCACCCGCCGCAGCUUCCGUCAGUCUACCCGAAGAGUAUCGCGUGAUCAAGUCGAGCAGCAACGGUUCGCCGCUUGCCCCGAAGAAGAGGAAGACCAGGAAAACUCGUCCCGUCAAAUACUUAUACCUCGACGAUGCCGCUUCUUCGGCCACGGAAAACGAGGAACAGCAGAGCGAUCCCAGGGGAGAGGUCUUCGAGGAUCCGAUCGAGGUGCAGGAAAACGAGGAACAGAAGACCGUCCCGUACGAUAUUGACGAGGAGACUAAACCCGUCUUCGACAAAGCCCUGGGCAUGACUUUGCCCCGCUAUAUGUUGACCACUUCCGAACACGAGGCGGAAUUCGACAAGGUUGUCGCAUCCGGUUAAAAAUUGCACAUUAUUGCGACGAUGAACUUGUUAGAUUAUAAAAUGUGAUUCACGCUGAGUGUAUUUGUACUUUGUUUUAAUUUUUUUUUUCUUGUCCAACGUAACGCAAUUCUCUCCCAUAUAAGUGGUGAUUUUAUUUGAGGAUCGAUUUAACGUGAGAGAUCGUCGUGAAAAUUUAAUCAACGUGCCUAUGCUUGUUACGAAUAUCGCUGCAGGCUACAGCAAUAAAAUUGCAAAUUAUUUUUCAAUUUAUUGAAUAAAUGAAUGUAAUAAAAUUUUACCAGCUUCGCACGUAUGGAGCAUAAAUAUCGUUUUG